Lutzomyia longipalpis is the source of this 1405-nucleotide messenger RNA. Its product is annotated as cyclin-dependent kinase 20. Gene Ontology annotation, biological process: protein phosphorylation. Lineage: Eukaryota; Metazoa; Arthropoda; Insecta; Diptera; Psychodidae. The transcript is spliced from 6 exons. Gene Ontology annotation, cellular component: nucleus. Gene Ontology annotation, molecular function: cyclin-dependent protein serine/threonine kinase activity; ATP binding. The coding region runs from base 251 to 1162 and encodes 303 amino acids. The record is from RefSeq and is a predicted model, not a curated record.
GUUCGUCGCGACGCUGAGUUGUGAGUUUUCGCGAGGCGCUGCCUUGUAAACGCCAGUAAAAUUGUCAUGGAAACACGGCAAUAACACAAACAAGAAGAACGGACGUCAUUUUGGGGGUUUGUACCAAGCAAGGAGUGUGUCACAGGACGUCGCCUUUUAUCGCGUUAUUCAUAGUUCGUUUGCAAAUUAGUCCAGUCGCGGUGAGAGAGUGAAAAGGUGGGCCUAAUUAAAUAAAUUAAUAACCUCCGCCAUGGAUGAUUACGCGCCGAGUCGCUUCAAAGUGCUUUGCAAAAUCGGCGAAGGUGUCCACGGGGUGGUGAUGAAAGCGAUCGACUUGUCCUCCCCGGGUGCCAACAAGUUGGUGGCAAUUAAGAAGGUUUCCCUCCGUACCAAGCACGGCAGUAUUGCGACUCACACGUUGCGCGAAAUUAAAGUCCUUCAGCACUGUGACCAUGAAAAUAUUCUUACCUUGCUCACCAUCUACCCAGACCUCAAUGGUUUGGCGCUCGUUUUCGAUUUUAUGCCACACACGCUGCAGUCACGGCUAAAGGACGAAACAGAUCCACUAAGUCGGCAAGAAGUUAAGUCCUACACUAGGAUGCUUCUCAAGGGGCUCUCGUACCUUCAUGAAAAAGGAAUUAUGCACAGGGACAUCAAGCCGGCUAAUCUGCUGAUAGAUGACAAUGGGCGGCUGAAGAUUGCCGACUUUGGCCUGGCGAGACUCUUCACAGCCCUCAAGACUGCCAACGAGGAGGCAGGCGUUUGCUUUUCACCACAAGUGGCAAGUAGAUGGUAUCGUGCACCGGAACUCCUCUGGGGUAGUCAGAGGUAUGGGCCACCCGUAGACAUGUGGGCCGUGGGCUGUGUCUUUGCUGAGAUGCUAAGGGGUGUGCCCCUAUUUCCGGGUAGCACAGACAUUGAGCAAUUAGCACUGGUUGUACGGACGCUGGGAACGCCGCAUCAAGCUGAAUGGCCAGAGAUUCAUCACCUGCCAGAUUUUAGCAAAAUCAGCUUUCCCCACUCAAAGGGCGAGAAGUGGGAAUCGAUCUUUCCCAGCUGCACGACUCCACAGGAAAUCAGUCUUGUGGAUAAUUUAGUUACGUAUAAUCCGAGAAAAAGAUUAACGCCGGACCAGGCACUUCAUCAUGAAUAUUUCAAUUGAGCACCGCCUUCGGGCCACCCCGACUGGACUUGAUGGGGGUGUGGAUGGUCAAGAGAGAAAUUUUCCUCGGAGAUUGUAUUGUAAUAAGAAAUUUGUUGGUGGAGUGCGAGAAUAUGCUGUGAAUAUGUUUCCAUGAUUUUUUUCCUCCGUCGCCGUCGUCCCAUGGUGGAAAGAAAGGCGGUGGAACGCCUAUGUAUUUGCCCUAUUAUCUAUAUCAGAGCAAAAUAAACUCAUAAAAUAUGA